Astrephomene gubernaculifera is the source of this 9963-nucleotide messenger RNA. The record is from the annotation of a GenBank genome assembly. NCBI's taxonomy places the organism in Eukaryota, Viridiplantae, Chlorophyta, Chlorophyceae, Chlamydomonadales, Astrephomenaceae.
CCCUACGCUAGUUCAGACUACUUUGCUGCAAAGACAGUGAAAGUUGCUAACAUUGAGUUUCAGGCAUUCUGAAGGAAGCAACUUUAGGCAGCGGCUAGGCGCAUUAGAGGCAAUCCGGUGGCUCUGGCGCUCUUAUGCCACCAGGGCUCUUGCUGCGGAGUGGCUACGGAGCAGUGCUGUAGGUUCAGCACUGCAGCUUAGGCAGGCAGCAUGCGAGGGGCCGUCACUGGGCGCUGCCGCUCGACUACCGCGCAGCGCAGCGGUGUGGCCCAGCGCGGCAUAGGGCUGCCUCACAGCAGCAAAAGCCUUAGCAGCAGCAAGCUUAGAGCGUCUUGUCGCGGACUAGCCGGCGUAAUACGUAAAAACCGGCGCGCACCGCGAGUCAUCGGAACCUCCAUUAGGAGGACUAAUCUGCUUUUAGCCCGGUCGCAGCAUGCAGCCGGCAGGCCUGCCACCAGGCAGCCUUAACGUGAUUGCCCUGCAGCCCGCAACAGCUCUGAUGCCGCCCACAGCGGGCCCUAACGUGCCAGCCCUCGGGCCGGCGGCUCUGCCAUUGCUGCCCAUGUCUAUGGGCGCCCUACACGAACGACUACAGAGCCACUACUCGGCCUCCACCUCUCUCUCUUCACACCCGCGUCCUGGCAGUGUACACAUGCCAGGCGCGGGGCUGCCGGCUGCAGCCAACGCGGCCGCGCACUUCCCUUCUGUUGGUGUGCCGCAGCAACAGCACACUGCUGCCUGGCCCGCCGGGCCUCCCGGUGCGCCCCCACCGCUGCCUCCACCUCUCGGACCUGCUCCGCCACCGCUCGGGCCCGCUGCCCCGCCGCCACAACUGCACCACCACCAGCACCCUCCACCGCGUCAUCAUCACCACCACCAGAACCACCAACAGCAGCAGCAACCUCAGCAACAGCAGCAGCCACAGCAACGCCUAGUCUGGGAGUUGCGUCCGGACCUGGCGGCGGCUCUUCCACCCGACCUGCCACCCCCCAGCAUCCCCCUGCCACCCCCCGCCGCCCGGCGCCUACCCGAGGACACCCUAGCCGCCUUCUGCCGCCGACUGGAACAAAACAAAGUCUCGCUGGCCAUCGAGGAAGACCAGCUGCGCCGUACCGAGCGCGACCUGCAGGAAGCCAUCGCAGUGUUGCGACGUGCGGAGCAGCUGCCCCGACUGCAAUCCGCGGUUUGGUCGUACUUGGACGAGAAUGACGUCAUAUGCGGGCCGUACAGCCUGCUGCAGUUGACGGCGGUGCUCAAGGGCGCGGCGGCGCAAACGCAUGUGGAGAACAGCGAGACGGGUGAGAGCCUGCGGUUUGUGGACGCGAUCGCCGCCACGCCGCUGCGGAGUUGCGUGUUGGAGCGGAAUGCGCUGCGGGAGCGGGUGGGAGCGCUGGAGGGGCGGGUGGGGCAGCUGCUGGCGGAGGGUCGUGCCAUCUGCCUGGAGAUUCAGGCCGCUGAGUUCGACGCGCUCGCAGAGCGGUUAGCCACGGCUCGCUGGCUGCCCGCCAGCAACCCUGCAGUCGCCGUCGCAGUCGCCACCGACGGCGGCCGCGGUCUCAAUCCCGCCGCCGUACGAUCGCAGCUCAUAGCGGGGUCGCUCGCGCCCGACGAGCCGCUGAUCCCCGCGGCGCUGGCCGCGCUGCCCGUCGCGGCGGCGGCCGCGGCGCUACUGACUCCAGCGACAGAGGUGGUGGCGGAGUGGGAGGGUGCCGUACAUGAAUCCCGGGAGCGUUUUGCGGCGGCGGCGAAUUGCGUCGUACUGCAGGCCGUACAGCUGCCGGCUCAGGACGAUAAAGCGUGGUCGUAUCUUUCCGGCGGCCGACCCGCGGGUCCGUUUUCUUUUUCGGACAUGUCGGCCGGUCUGGCGGAGGGCAAGAUGGAUUCGUACAUGUUGGUAUCAGCAUCCCGCCCGCUGUCGAGAGUAACGGCAGCGCCAAGGGUUUCGACAGGCGGCGCCGAGGAGGCUUCUGCUGCUGCUGCUGCCGCUGAUAGCAGCGGUGACGGCAGCAGCGGGCAGCAGUGGCUGCUGUUAGCAGAGGUAGUACGAUUGUACGGCAAGCAAACGGGAGCUGCUACCGCCGCGGCUGCCGCCACACUGGCACCGGCGCCAUCCUCACCUCCCUCCUCAACCCUCCCUCCCGCGGAUCCCAUGUUUGCACUAGGCGGCGUGCAGCCACCUAUCGCAACCCAACGACGUCCGCACUCGCAGGGACCUUCGCCACCGCCGGGGCCGCCACCGCCGCCGCCGCCGGCGGCGGCAAUGGCGGCGGUGGCUGCAGCCGUGGCAGCCAACGGCAUGCUGGGGCCGGCCGCCGGUAUGAUCGUACCGCCGCCGGCGCUGGCAGCAGCCGCCGCCGCCGCCGCCGCCUCUCAACAUGCCAUGUUGCCGGGCCUGCCGCUACCCGUCCAUGCUCCUGUACCACCGCCGGUCCUCCCACAUGUACCCAUGCAAGGCAUGCUUCCCAACGCCGCUUCCAUGCCGCUGCUGCCUCCCCCAGCCGUGCCACCUGGGAUGGGCUGGAGUGCCGAGGGCGGCAAUAGCAGCAGCAUCAGCGGAGCAGCAGCAGGCGCACAGCCGCUCCUGGCUUCGCAAGGCAGCACGGGCAGCCUGGGAAAGCCGCUUCGUAGCAGCAUGGGCGGCAACAGCAGCGGUGGUUUCGGAGCGUCUAGGAGCGGCUCUGCAGCCGCGCUCGUACCGCCGCCACUGCCGCCGCCGCCGCUGGGUGCGGGAGCUGGUGACGGCGGCGGCUCAUCGCCUCGGCGGCUUCACCAACCGCAGCAGCCACUGCCGCCGCCACCGUCGCUGCCACCCCACCACAACCACCGCAGUAGCAGCGGUUCCAGUAGCGGGAUACCCGCCGCCCCGGUACCGCAACAACAACAGCAGACGCAGCAGCAUCAACAGCAGCAGCAGAAACAGAUGCUGCAGAAGCAGCAGCAACGAGCACCCCACCCGGCGCGUUCCGCCAGUCCACCGCCCUACCCACCACCACCACCACCCACACUGCCGCCGCCGCCGCCUCAGCAGCAACAGCAGCAGCCCCCUCCCCCGCCUCCGCUUCCGCCUGCAGCCGUGCGAGCUCCGUCGCAGCAGCAACUGCCAAAGCGCCCAUCUGCGGUGGCUGGUCCUCCACCCGCACCCCCUCCACCCGCACAGCCUCCGUCACAGCAACCACACCAUCAAUCCCGACCACCACCUCAACAACAACAGCAGCAGCAGCAAGGCAGGUUUGCGGUGCGGCUAGGGUCACAUGCGCAGCCUCCACAGCCGCAACCGUCUCGUCAUCACCGGACCGAUUCUAACCCUCCAGUAGCACCUGCGGCAGCAGCACCUGCUCGUGCAGGCACCGGGUCUACUAUCUCUGAAGCUGCCACUGCUGCCGCUGCAGCAGCAGCACCACCACCACCACCACCUGCACUGCCGCCAUCAAGCACCGCUGCUGUUGUCGCUCCUGCCGAUACUCCGGUUGCCACCGCUUCAACACAUACUUUAACCGCAGCAGUCACCACCACCGCGGCUGCAGCGCCAGCGUUUGAGAAGCAGCAACCACCACCACCACCACCGCAGCAACCACCACCGCCACCCCCAGCUGUGCCCCUCACCGCCCCCAUCGUGCAGCAGGCGCUCCGCAUGACCAAGCUGCAGUUCCUGCAGUACAUGCGGCCGCACCUGCACCGCGUGCUGGCGGACAUGGUGGAGGACGCGUACUGCGAGUUCAGGCUGAAGCGGCUGGCGGCGGCGGAGCGGGAGGAGCAGGGGCAGGAACAGGCGGUGGAGCCUCCCCAGCCUCAGCCUGUGAGGGGGCCAGAUGAUGGCGCGGGCGCUGGAGGGAGCACCAACAUGGGUCAUGGAGGGGCAGCAGCGGCGGCAGUAGCGGAUGCAGCGGAUGCAUUGCCACCAGCCAUGCAGCCGCUGGCAGGGUCGGGCAGGAUUAUGCGUGCAGAGGAGGAGGAGGAGGAUAGGGGCACCGCCGGGAGAGGUGGGGAGGAGCAGCAAGAGGAUGGUGGUGCGGUAAGCGGGCGGAAGGAGGAGGAAGGUGGGGCGUCCGAGCCUGAGGAGGGCGCACCGUUGCAGCAGCCGGCUGGAAAGGAGGAGCAGCAUCAAGCAGAGGAGGAAGGGGACCAGGAAGAGGGGCGGGAAGGAGCGGCUGCGGCUGCUGCGGCCUCGCUGCCGGCGGUAAAGGGGGAGCCUGCGGAGGAGGAGGACGAAGGGCAGCGAGAAGACCUGGUGGGAGGGCAGCAAGCUGGGGAGGGUAAACAGAGCUCGGAAGAGGAGGAGCAGCAGCAGCAGGAGGGAGAGCAGCAGGUGCAGCAGCAGGAGGACGCAGUACAGCACUUGGCUGAGGUGCGGGCCUCCAAGGAGGAGGAACAGCAGGCGGAGGCGAGCUCCCGAGAUCCGGGGCAACAACCCGAGCAGCAGACCCAGCAGCAGCGGCAGGAGGAGCACCAGCAGGAGGAAGGGCAAGUCCAGUUGCCGCAGCGGAAUCCCAAGGCAGAGGAGCAGCAGGAGGAAGAGGCUGCUGCUACUUUUCCGGCAGCAGCUGCAGAAGAAGCCUCCGGCCCCGCAGCAGCGCUACCAGUGACGGCUGAUGCUGCUGCCGCGGCUGCCCAUGCAGCACCAGCUGCUGCUGCUGCGCCAGCGGCAGAUGACACCUCCUCCCCCAGCUCAGCCACCCCUCCUCGCUCCCCCAAGUCACGACGCGAACCCAGGGCGCGAACCCUACGCCGCAAUCGGCUGGCCAGCGAGGUAUCCCCCUCACCAUCAACCGGCCCCGGCGCUGGCUCGUCCCCUGCUGCUGCCACUACCACUGCUGCUGUGGCACCUGUGCAGUCAUCCGAGGCUAUCCCGGCAACCAGCGCACCCCCUGCUGCUGCUGCUGCUGCGACUGCAGCCCCCCCAAGCGCCGCAGCAGGCAGCAGCAGCAGCAGCCCCGACGCAGCCACCCUGACCAUGGCGCAUGAGCUGCUAGAUGAGAUGCUGGCGCUGGCUCACCUGAUUGUGGAGGCGCAGACCUACACCGUGGCGCCCCGUGCGACACGGAGUCGCCGUCAGGGAGGCGCAGCGGGGCCUGCAGCCGCCGCAGCCACCACCUCGCCUUCCGUCUCGGGGGCUGCUACUGCUGCAGCGUCGGGUUCGGAGCGAAAACGGGACCGCCGAGAGGCGGCGGCCGCUGCAGCGGCGGCUGCGCCGCCGUCGGCUAAGCGGCAGCGGCAGGGCACGAAGGCGGAAAAGGCGAGCGGCGGUGGAGAGCCAGGCGCGUCGCCAGCGGUUGCGGAGCAGCGGAGGAAGAAGGAGGCGUCAACAGCGGCGGCGGCGACAGCUGCUGAGGAUCCUGGUUCUCCUGCUAGUGGUGGCGGCGGAAGCCGUAAGAAGGCUCGAACUCGGGAACGGGCUCCGCCGGCGGAGGCAGCGGCAACGACCACUAGUAAACCGGAUUCCGCGCAUGGCUCUGACGGAGACGCAGCGGCGGCGGCAGAGGGAAGCGGCGGAACCAAAGCAGAACCCGAGGCAGCCACGCAGGACGACGCAGCGGAGGCGGCGGCGGAUGCGGAGGCUCAGCCGGCGUCUCCAAGCUCUGGUAGGCAACGGAAGGGGGGUCGAGAUCGCCGAGCGAAACGCUCGCGUCGUGAAGGACCCACCAGCGAUGCCGGACCCCGCGCUGGCGGAGGUACGGCGGAGGCGGUGCCGGAUGGGCCGGCGGGCGCGGUGAAGAAGGAGGCGGCUGAUGACGGCGAGGAGGAGCCAGGGGCCGGGGCAUCGCAGAAAGUUAAGCUGGAGCCGCCGGCGCAUGGUGACCGCGGUGGUGAUACCGGCGGUGACGUCGGCGGCGGGGACAGCACAACUGGCGGAGGUGCUCACACCGCCGACAACACCGCCGACAACACAGCCGACAACACAGCCGCUGUGGCUGCAGAAGCCGGUGAGGAGGAUGUCAAGCCGUCACCUGCCGACGCCGCUGAAGGAACCGUCGUCGCAGACGCCGAUGCAGCUGCUGCUGCUGCUGCGGAGGAGGAGGAGCCCUCGCGGAAGCCGGUGCGGGCUCCUCGCUACCGAGGCAUCUCCGCGAAAGAGCUCCGGUCGCUUGCCCAGGGAGGGCCGGGUAUCGCCGCCUUUGGAGGCAGCGGUGUGGGCGAUGCAGCCGGCGGCGGCGGCGGUGGCGACGUGGCGGCGGCGGCGCUGGGACGCCGUACACGGUCCGCGGCGGCGGCGGCCGCCGUUAACGCCGUCGCCACGAUGGCGGCGGAGACGCUGGCGUCUUUGCAUGGCGCCGCCGCCGCUGCUGAUGCGGCGCCAGCGGGGCCAGCCGCCACUGCUGCCGCCACCGAGGCGGCAGCAGCCGCGUCUCCGUCAUCGCCCUUGCCGCCGCCGAACGGUGUCACGUCUGCUGCGGCGCCAACGCGACGGAGAAACAGGGAACGGCCGCGGGAGCGCAGUCGUAGCGGCGCUGCCGCCGCCGCCGCUACUCGGUCCGCCUCAGCUGCAGAUGAAUCCCAGCUGCAUCACUACAGCCCGACCCGUGGGUCGUCCGAGGCGGCCGCGGACCCCGACGCAGAUACCCUUGACAGCCCCUUCUUCAACGCCGGCGGCGGCGGCGGCGGUGGCGGCGCCAGCGGCGGCAGCCAUAAGCGCUCCCUGGCAUCUCUCCGCAGCCAUCAGUCCCUAGACAGUUUGGCAGCGGAGGCCGAGCUAGCGUCCUGGCAGGCCGCCACCGCCGCCGGCAGGGCGAGUCGCCGAGGCAGCGACAGCGGUCGGCGGCCGCCCAGCCGCACCAGCAGCUGCACUCAGGAGCACCUAGAGGGGUGGCACAGCGCCAUCUUCCCGGGGGAGCCGUACGGCAAGGCCAUGCGGCAUGACAGUCUUACCAUGUUGCUGGAAGCGAGCCUCAUGACGUUUGGGCAUGUGGCAGCCUCGGCUGGCGGCGGAGGUGAUGCUGCUGGGGGUGGUGCCGGCGGCGGAAGUGGCUGGACGUCUGCACAGGCGUCGGAGGCGGUUGGUGUUGCUUCUGGAACGGCGGCGGCAGCGGCAGCAGCAGCUGAUAAUGGCGGCAGUAGCAUGGCUGACGAUGACAACGGUGGUGGUGGUGAGGAUUACAGGCGUGCCGCUCCCAGCCUUCCCAAACACGCGAGAGGACCCCGCAGCGCUCGAUCUGGCGGCGGCAGGCGCGCCACAGGUGCCGGCAGCGGCGGCGGCGGUAGCAGGGGGGUCCUGGCUGCCGUUCUGGACGACCCGCAGUACAGCCACCAGCGACAGCGUCAGCAGCAGCAGCAUGCGCAGCCUGCUGGAUUGCAGGUCGUGCUUCCGGAAGGAGGUGCAGCUGCUGCUCCCACAGCUCGCCGCCGCCGCCAGCCGCCCCAAGGCAACGGCAACCUCACCUCCCUCAGCGAUGUGACAACGGCCGACGAUGCGGUAGCCGCGGCAGCAACCGCCGCCGCUGCGACUUGGAUGAUGUACGACGGGGCCGUGCUGGGUGCCCCCGGCGUGGGAAUCCCCAUGCAGGCGCUGUUGCUAGCCAUGGCUGGCGCUGGCGGCGGCGCUGCCUCGGGUAUCGGCGGCAUCGGCGCAACGACGGCUGCUGCUGCUGCUGCGGUUGCUGCUGCUAACGCUGCUGGAGCAGGGUCCCGUGGUACGACUCGUAACGGCCGACGUAACGGCGCCACGUCACCGGCUCUACCACACCAGCAGCAGCAGCCGUUUGAAAUUCUGAUGGCCGCAACCGCAGCGGUUGAAAACGAGCGCAGCAGCAGGAGACCCCUGGGGAGUCGCCGCCCCAGCCCGAUGCCCAUCGCUGGACGUGGCGAGGAUGCCGCGGCGACAACAGCAGCUGCUGCUGCCGGCAGACAGCGCACGCUUACACCGCCUGCGCCUAAUACUCCCCACGACCCAGCUGCCGCUGCUGCUUCGGAGGACAGCGCCGCGCGUGUGCGCCAUCAGCAGCAACAACACCAGCAGCGGCAACAGCAACGAGCCUCAGCGCUAGGGCUGUUGAACAGCCAAGCUGGCGGCUGCAGUCGAGGCCUGCCGCUGCCCGCGGUUCAAGCCCUCAAGCGCUCCUCCCUCAACACCUCCCUCAACGGCACUGGACUUGCUGCUACUGCCGCACCUACCGCUCGGCCGUUGUUAGCCGGCGGCGGCGGCGGCAACAGCUCCCCCGCGCCACAUGCGAACCGUCGCGCCCGACCCGCCGCCAGUGACGCCCGCUUUCUCACAAUGGCGGCGGCUGGCGGCGCGGCCGCCGCGGCGGCGGCGAGUGGCGUCGGCGGCGGCGGUGGCCCGAACGGCGGCGCGGACGCUCAGCAGGUGAUGGAGCUUACCAAAUGGCGGCUGCUGGCGGCGCGAGCCAAGCAGCUCAAGUUUGGGAGGAGCCGUAUUGCGGGCUGGGGAUUAUAUGCGGUGGAGCCUAUUGAGCCCAACGAGUUCGUUAUCGAGUACUGCGGCGAGCUGAUCCGCAAGCCUUUGGACGAUGUACGGCAGCGGCGGUACGACGCGGGUGGCUACGCGGACUACAUGUUCGCACUGGAUGAUGCCUGGGUGGUGGAUGCGACCUUGGCGGGCAACGCCGCCCGCUUCAUUAACCACUCGUGCGACCCCAAUUGCGCGGCUCGAGUGGUGGAGGUGGGCGGGGCGCGCAAGAUCGCCAUCUACACGCUGAGGCGGGUGGAGGCGGGCCAGGAGCUGUCGUACGACUACAAGCUGUCCUGCAUGCCGGGUGCGGAGCGGAUACCCUGCGGCUGCGGAGCACGCAACUGCAAGGGCUUCAUGAACUGAACUGGCGUGCUAGCGGGGGCGGGCUAGCUAGCUAGCUAACAAGCGGGGGAGAUGAGCUAAGGAUUGCGGGGGCUGAUACUCCACUGGCGGUGCCUCAUACAGAUAUGAUGUUACUUGCAUGAUGCGGCUUGGGUGCCCACCGGCGGGACUGCAAAGGGGUUACCACGCGCUAAGCUUUUUAUGAACUGCUGGGCUGAGGGCCUAGAUUAGGUGGGCGGAUGCAGCUGGUGUGUGGCUGUUUAAGUGGGUCGGUCCCGUUCACUUCGCUGGCUGGGGGUGCCAUCCGGAGGAAAGCGAAGGUCGAGGUUUGGUAUUGUGCCUUGCUUGGCAACAGCGUCUUUUGCUUGGGGAGGGAAGAACAAGUGGAGAGACGCGCUUGCAGCAUGGGAAGGAAUGGCAAGGGGCUUCUAUUGCAUGGUGGCACUGUGGCGCAAAUCCAAACGACCGGCACAUUUCACAACAAAACGUUACUGAGCUUACUAAACGGUGCGGUUGGGAAUGUAUUGUGUGGAUGGGUGUGCUACGUGCCACUACGUGCUGGUGUCCUCUUUUCAGUGGAAUUGCAUGCUCUGGAUGAGGCGGGUUAGCAUGACUGAAAUGGCAGGUUGGGAGAGCUGGGCGUGAGUCGGGGGUUGUGUAUGUGUGCGUCCGUGCGCGUGUUAAGAAAACUGGCUGCGAGUGUUCUUCCAACUGAACUGAGCCCCGUGCGUGCGGGUACCGUUGCAGCGUAUUGCAUACCGGGCUGCGCAGCGGGGCUGCCUGCAUGCUUGUGCCGCCGUUGUUUUGCGUGUGGGUGCAUGUGCACGUACGGCUACGGCUGCUGCUGCGCCCUGGUUUUCGGCAAACGGGCUGGGAAACCGGAUAUAGCCACCGGUUUUACCCUAGAACAAUAUGGACAGAGCAGGGGAGCCUAAACAGGGUGUUCAUGCUUCCGCUGCUGCUGUGCAGCUUUGCCACUAUGAUGCAGUGGUGGUGAUGUGUGGGCAUUUAGAUUUGUUCUAGCAUGUGGAUGUGCCGGAGAAUUGGUGUCAUUCCGCUAGAACGCUGGCUCAAAGGCUGCUUGCGUUGCAUGCGAUACAACGAACGCGCUUCAUAACUUCAUUCCAUGCGCAGCCAUGCGGCUAAUGUGCGGUGCAGCUUUGCAUUGGAAUGAGUCCAGGACAUCAAAACCACUGGGAUGUAAAUGGCUGCGGUGC